AUGGCGUCAACCACCCCCCCUCGCCCGCCAGCCCUCGGAUCUCUCAUCGAUGAUGGUGCACUCGAGCUCGUCUCCGUCCUUGGCUACGGAGGUUACGGUAUCGUCUAUCGCGCCGUCGAGACCACCUCCACUUCCGCGGAGCCACGAUCCUACGCGGUCAAGUGCCUCUUCCAUUCACAGAUGCGCCACUCUUCCCGCCAACGCCGUCUACAUCUCCAGGAGAUUACCCUGCACCAACUCGCAUCCGCUCACCCAAACGUCGUAACUCUCCACCGCGUUAUUGACGAUGGAGCCUACAUAUUCCUCGUUAUGGACUACUGCCCCAGUGGCGACCUCUUCUCGCAGAUUCUCCACAAACGGCGAUAUCUCGGUCACGACGGUCUUAUCAAACACGUUUUCCUCCAGCUUCUCGAUGCGGUCGAAUAUUGUCAUUCGCUGGGCAUCUUUCACCGAGAUUUGAAGCCAGAGAACGUCCUCUGCUUCAACGGCGGCCUUCGACUUGCCAUAACCGACUUUGGGCUCGCCACAACUGACCGCGUCAGCGACGAGUUUCGGACGGGCAGCGUUUACCACAUGAGUCCUGAAUGUCAAGGCGGGGUCUUCGCGCCCACUGGGACGUACUCACCACCGUCAAAUGACAUUUGGUCCCUCGGUAUCAUUCUCCUCAACCUCAUCACAGGUCGCAAUCCAUGGAAGUCUGCAUGCCCUUCAGACCCAACGUUCCACGCCUAUCUCCAAGACCCAUUACACUUCCUUCCCAGUGUCCUCCCUAUCUCCUCCGAAGUCAACGAUGUUCUCGUCCGCACCCUCGACGUCAACCAUCGCAAUCGCAUCUCCAUCGCAGAGCUCCGUCGCUCUAUCAAGGGCAUCAAUUCCUUCUACUCAGAAGACGUCGUCUUUGAGAACUCCAUGGCUCGUUGCGCUUGGGAGAUCGGCAUUGACAUCACCAACGGCACGAACCCUGAAGACGGACCCAACUUCAGCAUGCCCGUCCCUCCACCGGAGGAACCUAAGUCUGCUUGGAGCGUCGAUACGGAGCCGGAGAUGGUCUUCGCGGCGCAGGAGGAGCUCGACGAUGCGUUGUCGGAUAAAUCGUGGACAUUGCAAGACUCGAGGGAGACUUGGGGCGCCAGGGGCGACGAGGAGCUGAGGUCGAGGUCGCCAUCGCCGGCUCCUUCGACACCAUUCCAACAGGCCUUCGACGCUCGGAAUAACCGAAGAGCCACUCCGUCGUCGUCAUACUCGAUGUACUCGCCGGCGCUCUCUGAACCAUAUAUGUCUACGGAUCCCGCUUUUACGGAUGCAUCUGUGAACUACUCGAGUAGGAUCGUUGUUCGUGAGGUUGACAGCACCGCUUACGACGGUAGCGUCAUCAUGCGUUCGACAGACUCUGGGACGAUGCACACGGCACUGGAGAGUAUCGGCACGACGGGCGGGUCUUCUUAUAUCGUUCCUUCCGCUGUUCCACCUUCGAAGCCGAUACACCCUCCCUCUUCACCCAUCGACGUCGGUAUGAGCGAUGACGAUCAGGACCAGGAUGCAGACGAAAUCAACCAAACCAUGAGCUGGACGCAAGCUUCGUAUAGUCAGCCUUCUGCGCCUACUUCUCGAGACCUUUCCCCCCUUCAGACCGGCACUACUUCUACAGCCGUCGGCCACGACUCUUCUCACCAUCACCGCUACUCGCCGAUGGACACCUCUCCUGGCACUCAAUGGCGAGACUCGUACUCCUCGCCGGCCGCUCUUCCGAAGUCCCAGCCUCCCACUUCAUCCAACAAGCCUCCUAUCUUCUUUCCUGUCGUCACGCAGAUGUCGUCACCCGUCGAACGAUCCUCGAAACCUUUCAUUCCUGACGAUUCCAUAUUGAGGCGACCACCGAAACCGAGGGCCUCGUCAUUCUUCAACCCUAUCCGGCUUGCGUUUCCGCGCGCCGUCUCUCCACCUCCUCCCAUUCCCUUCCUUCCGAGGAGGGAUACUCGGAGAGGUCUCAUCCACGACGCACCCAUCCAUACUCCAAUUCCGCAGUCUGCGCCGCCACACUCCGCAUAUCGGAGUUUCCUGCCGCCGACCAGGCCUCAGGAUGAGCACAAGCACACGGCGGGCCCGGGGUUCGGAGGUCAUGUUCAGACGAUCCACCACAAGCACAUGCAGACGCCUAUCCAGGCGAAGGUGAACAUGCACGGGCACGGACAAGGCAGCGGGAGAAGGAGGCGAAGACAGCCAUUGAGGAGCGCCAGGGACUGGCUGUUCUCGGGUAGGUUAUUUGGGGCUGGCGCGAUCUGA
Stereum hirsutum FP-91666 SS1 is the source of this 2283-nucleotide messenger RNA. RefSeq names its product kinase-like protein. The transcript has 4 exons. The record is from RefSeq and is a predicted model, not a curated record. Gene Ontology annotation, molecular function: protein serine/threonine kinase activity; ATP binding. Gene Ontology annotation, cellular component: cytoplasm. Gene Ontology annotation, biological process: autophagy; peptidyl-serine phosphorylation. NCBI's taxonomy places the organism in Eukaryota, Fungi, Basidiomycota, Agaricomycetes, Russulales, Stereaceae. Bases 1 to 2283 code for a protein of 760 amino acids.